CAAUCCGUACAACCGGAAGUAAAUGUAACGUGCAUGGCGGACAAAGUAUAUAAAACGUCCUGAGUGUUUUAUUUAUUUAGAAUUUUAUCAUAUUAUUCAUAUUUCGAAGAUUAUCCAGUCAUGGCACUCACAGAGGAUGUUCAGAAACAUUCAGUUCACACGCUGGUUUUCAGAUCAUUGAAGAGAACACAUGAUAUGUUCAUAUCAGAUCAAGGCAGUUUACCUUGUAAAGAUGACAAAAGUGAAACAAUAAAGAGGAUGAGUAAAGUUCGUGAUGAAUAUGGACCUGUAUUAGACAUGCCCAAACAGUCCACAACAAAACAAUCUAAAGCAAUUGAUAAUCAGUGGAACGGUACUGGAGGAGAAAACAAUACCAGUAGAGGAAUGGAAAUAACGCCAUAUGAACAAACAAGACCAGGAGGGCAAACAACAGAGAGAAGUCAGGCAUCCAAGGCUCUGGUAUCUGUAACAGUUGGUCAACAACAGAUGUUAGUACCUCGUAAAGCACAAACUAUGCCUAGACCUAACUGGCAUCCACCAUGGAAAUUAUACAGGGUUAUAAGUGGACAUCUUGGUUGGGUGAGGUGUAUAGCAGUAGAACCAGCCAAUCAAUGGUUUGUAACAGGAGCGGGUGACAGAGUUAUAAAGAUCUGGGAUUUAGCGUCUGGUACGUUAAAGUUAUCUUUGACCGGACAUAUUAGUACAGUACGAGGUGUGGCGGUCAGCACUCGUAAUCCUUAUUUAUUCUCAUGUGGUGAAGAUAAACAAGUUAAAUGUUGGGAUCUCGAAUAUAACAAGGUUAUCCGUCAUUUUCACGGUCAUCUGAGUGCUGUACAUUCUCUAGAUAUACAUCCAAAUAUAGACAUAUUAGCUAGUGCUGGUCGUGAUGCUUCAGUUAGGAUAUGGGAUAUAAGAACUAAGGCAUGUGUACACACAAUGUCAGGACAUCAGAAUACGGUAGCUGUAGUUAAAUGUCAGAGUGCCGAACCUCAAGUUAUAUCUGGAAGUCAUGACUGUACCAUCAGACUUUGGGAUUUAGCGGCAGGUAGAACGAGAGUCACAUUAACCAAUCACAAAAAGAGUGUUCGAGCUGCUGCACUACAUCCAGCCCAAUAUAGUUUUGCUACUGCUUCACCAGAUAAUAUCAAACAAUGGAAAUUCCCUGAGGGUAACUUUUUACAGAAUUUAACUGGUCAUAAUGCCAUUAUAAACAGCCUGGCUCUCAAUUCAGAUGGUGUUUUAGUUUCAGGAGCCGAUAAUGGCACAAUGCAUUUCUGGGAUUGGAGAACUGGAUAUAACUUCCAGAGAUUACAAGGAAUGGCUCAACCCGGGUCUAUUGACUCUGAAGCUGGGAUAUUUGCUCUUUCUUUUGAUCACAGUGGUAGUCGUUUAAUAACAGGUGAAGCAGAUAAAACAAUUAAAAUAUACAAAGAAGAUGAGACAGCUACUGAAGAGACCCAUCCUGUCAACUGGAGGGCUGAUAUUUUGAAGAAAAAGAGAUAUUAAUUCUUUCAUUGCUUCAUCAUUACCAAAUGUUUAAAUGUGCAGGCCAGGAAUAAGAUGAAAACGCAUAAGAUCCAAUCUCCAGAGAUUUCUACCGAGUUCUGCUGGCUAUGUAUUUGAUAUAUUUUAAAAGUACAAAAACAGUAAAGACAUUUAAUAUGUCAUCUAUGCUUGAAUUUGAAGCAGUGUUUUUUACCAGAAGAAUUCAUAUUAUCGUACUGUAAAGAAAAUAUUCAUUUGUAAAUAAAAUCCCAUUGUACAACGGUU
Messenger RNA from Patella vulgata (common limpet), 1770 nucleotides. RefSeq names its product pleiotropic regulator 1. NCBI's taxonomy places the organism in Eukaryota, Metazoa, Mollusca, Gastropoda, Patellidae. The record is from RefSeq and is a predicted model, not a curated record. The coding region runs from base 121 to 1506 and encodes 461 amino acids. Gene Ontology annotation, molecular function: protein binding. Gene Ontology annotation, biological process: mRNA splicing, via spliceosome. Gene Ontology annotation, cellular component: precatalytic spliceosome; catalytic step 2 spliceosome; Prp19 complex. The transcript is spliced from 13 exons.